Messenger RNA from Dreissena polymorpha, 1345 nucleotides. RefSeq lists its product as uncharacterized. NCBI's taxonomy places the organism in Eukaryota, Metazoa, Mollusca, Bivalvia, Myida, Dreissenidae. The record is from RefSeq and is a predicted model, not a curated record. The transcript is spliced from 4 exons. The coding region runs from base 723 to 1208 and encodes 161 amino acids.
UGUUCCACUGGGCCACCAGGAUGCGUUGUUCGUGGCCGGCAGUGCGGGAGAGGACUCGCCGAACAUAGUCGGCGUGUAUGAUGUCGGCAGACUGGAAUACCGCGCCAUCCGAGAACUUGUUAGACGACGGUUUUUAUUUCGCUCUUUGCUAAUUGUAUGUGUAUUGCUCCCAUUUGCUUCAAUGAAUUUCGACAACAUAUAAUGAUGACGUCUAUAUGAGCCCCGUUCUGUGAAAAGCAGGGUUCAUUCACGUGCGUAAAUUGUCGUCCCAGAUUAGCCUGUGCAGUCCACACAAGCUAAUCAGGAACGACACUUUCCACGUUUGUUGAAUUUUUUCGUUAGAAUAAAGUCUCUUUUAGACGAAAUUUCAGUGUGGAAACUGUCGUCCCUGAUUAGCCUCUGCGGACUGCACACUCUACGCAAUGCGUUAAGCCCAGUCUUUCCCAGAACGCGGCUCAUAUAAAUAAUCCAUUAAUUACAGUUUUGUUUUCAAAUAUUUUGUAUUGAGUUUCUUUUAUGUUAUUAUUCUUUCUACACUUAAAACGUCCAUAUUUUUGUAAAAUGUUGCAUUCCCCCUGAAAAUUAUUCGAUACUUAAGAUACGUUCAUGAUUAAUUUGAUUACAAAACAGUCCAAUUAAGUAAACUUUUCAAAAAAUAACAAAAUAUCGUGCGUCAUACUUGCAAGCGUUAUAUUCAUCAGUAGGUGGCCUGCAAUGCAAACAUGAGGUUUUACGAAGCAGACAACAGAUCAGUGGUCAUGGAAAUUUACGAUAAGUUUUACUUGUUUGACCUUGAAAAGAUGGACGUCAGCAUCGUGUUUCCGGGUCGAGUAGUCGAUACACGAGUGUGUAUUUUGACCAAACGGAAGCAACUCCUCGUGGCGUCACGUUUUGGCAAGAACGUGAAACGGUACAACAUCACAAACGGCUGCAUUGACGACAUAAUAAAAACUGGGCACAAGAAGGAGAUCUACCAAGUUGUGGUGAACGAUCCGGGAAGGCUUGCUGCAGUGACGGUAGUUUUUGGACCUGUAGUGUUGAUGGACCUUGUAACUCACUCUCGCAUGUAUGAGAUCUCAAACAAGGCGCCGGCUUCGAGCCGCAUUGCACUCACAUGGACUAGUGUUAAACCUUUUCAUCGAGGAGCGAUGCAAAGGCCCGGUCUUCUCUGUGCUGUCCAAAUAUCUACUGGACAUUCUGAUAACUGACAAGAUCUUGGUCUUUGGGAAAGAGGCAGUAAAUCCCACCAACGUAUCAUACAUCUUGCGCGGAAACAUACCAGGGUUGAUUCUAGUAAUAUGGUACCGCAUUCUUAUAAUUAUUGCAGUGAUAGGUGCAAUGCUAA